This is a messenger RNA of Salvia splendens (bonfire salvia), 1132 nucleotides long. RefSeq names its product U6 snRNA phosphodiesterase-like protein. Gene Ontology annotation, cellular component: nucleus. Bases 88 to 921 code for a protein of 277 amino acids. The record is from RefSeq and is a predicted model, not a curated record. Gene Ontology annotation, biological process: U6 snRNA 3'-end processing. Gene Ontology annotation, molecular function: 3'-5'-RNA exonuclease activity. Lineage: Eukaryota; Viridiplantae; Streptophyta; Magnoliopsida; Lamiales; Lamiaceae. The transcript is spliced from 6 exons.
UAAGCCUUUCUUCCUCCUCCUCAGUGGGUCCGCCACUGGGCAUUACACAACUCUACCAUUGAUUGUGUGUAAUCGGAGUUAGCGGUGAUGGACGCCUUGAGAGCAUCGUAUGGUGAUACUUCAUCUGACUCCGAUUCAGAAUCAUGUCCGACCCGUAUCCCCGACCGCACCCCUCUCCCUCCGCCGCCGUUGUCUCUUCUCCAGCCCCCAAAUUCAGCAGGUAUAUCCGAUGUUUUGCAUACAGAGCAUCCAAAUCGAGUCCGCAACUUCCCCCAUGUUGAGGGUAAUUAUGCUUUGCAUGUUUAUAUUCCAGUGUAUUUUCCCGUUUCAUCAAGAAGGGAGAUUCUACCCUUCCUGGAAAGGGUUGCAGCUGCCGUGAAUGAACUUCAUGUGGUUGAUGUUGACAUCCCCUUAAGUAAUUUAAUUAAAGAUGAGCAAAAGCUCAAUCAAGUUGUUCUUGGGAGGGAAUUCCACGUGAGCUUGGGAAGGACUGUUCCAAUUCGAGUGCACCAGCGAGACUCACUAGUGGCUAUGCUUCGGCAGAAACUACAGUCUCAUAAGAGGUAUUGGAUUGAUUUUGAUAAAUGGGAAGUUUUUGUCAAUGAUGAUUGUACUCGGACCUUUCUCUCAUUGGAAGUCACCGGAGCAGGCUUAGCUGAGAUCCAGAAGCAAAUUGAGUUGGUAAAUGGAGUCUACAAGCUUCACAAUCUCCCAGAGUUUUAUCAGAAUCCACGCCCGCAUAUAUCCGUAGCUUGGGCCGUUGGUGAUAAAAGCAGCUCUUUGAAGAGUGUGAUCAAAGCAGAAAUGAAGAGACAUUUUGAAGUUGUAUCUAAGAAACGCAUUUUCACUUGCAAAUUUGGUGGGAUUUCAUGCAAAAUAGGUAACAAAAUCUACGAUAUAUGCAAGGUCCCAGAAGUAUGACCCAGGAUGCACACUCUUUGAUGGAAAAUGGCGAAACAUUUAUAUUUUCACAAUUCCCCACUCGUUUCACAUGUUCUAUAGAAAGAAUAUUUUUCACAUGUGCUAUAGAAUGAAUAUUUUGGGGCAUGUUGGAACACCUUUUUUGGGCGGGCACCCUUUAUCCAGGAUGAUAAUAUUAUCAUUUGGUAUUGAUGGGGUAUUGAUGUGAUAA